Molecule: messenger RNA, 2560 nt
Organism: Rhinopithecus roxellana (golden snub-nosed monkey)
Lineage: Eukaryota; Metazoa; Chordata; Mammalia; Primates; Cercopithecidae
Gene: FPR2
Product: formyl peptide receptor 2
Exons: 2
Coding region: 741-1808 (355 amino acids)
Biological process (GO): phospholipase C-activating G protein-coupled receptor signaling pathway; complement receptor mediated signaling pathway; inflammatory response
Cellular component (GO): plasma membrane
Molecular function (GO): N-formyl peptide receptor activity; complement receptor activity
Source: RefSeq, a predicted model, not a curated record
ACCAGGAACAAGCUAUUUGCAAAGUUGGUGCAAACAUUCCUGCCUGACAGGACCAUGGACGCGGGUUGUGGAGAUGGAGAUGGCUCUGGCUGUGCAUUCAGCAGGUUCUGCAGAUAGAAUUAAUAGGACUUGGAUGGGAUUGUGGUGAGAGAAAGGAAAAUGAAAGAUAAGUUCUAGUUUGGAAGCUUUAACAACUGAAUGUUUAAACUCAAAUAGACACAAAAUAUUGGAAGAGUGGCAGGUUUGGGAGGAUGAGACAAUCAACUGUUUGGCUGAGCCACGUUAGGUUUGGAGUGUCUACGGGACUCCCGUGGAGAGAGGUUAUAUCAGACUGGAGCACCAGAGAGAGGGCAAGGCUGAUAAUUUAGAUGACAAGACAGCAUGGUAUUUUAAGCCCUGAAACUAACUGGAUAAUGUCACCUGUAGAAAGGCUAUAUAGAGAUAAGAGAGGUGGGGAACAAGUAAAAGCUGCGGGAUACUCCUAAAUUUAGAGUCAAACUUAGAGCAGAAAAUACUAGCAAAGGGGACUGAAAAGAGAUGGCCAACUGAGAUUUAAAGGCAAGUGAAAGUGUGUUGUGUGCACAUUUAUCAUCUCAUGGCACAGGAAAAACGUGAUUGAAGGAGAAGGAAGAGAUCCAAUGGGUUCUAUAUCACGAAGAUAUUGAGAUAAGAACCAAGAUGGAUUUGCAGCCACUGCAUUUGCAGCCUUGAGGUCAUAAGCAUCCUAAGGAAAAUGCACCAUGAGUGCGAGCAAGAUGGAAACCAACUUCUCCACUCCUCUGAAUGAGCAUGAAGUGUCCUAUGAGUCUGCUGGCUACACUGUUCUGCAGAUCCUCCCGUUGGUGGUGCUUGGGGUCACCUUUGUCCUCGGGGUCCUGGGCAAUGGGCUUGGGAUCUGGGUGGCUGGAUUCCGGAUGACACGCACAGUCACCACCAUCUGUUACCUGAACCUGGCCCUGGCUGACUUUUCUUUCACGGCCAUGUUACCAUUCCUCAUUGUCUCUAUGGCCAUGGGAGAAAAAUGGCCUUUUGGCUGGUUCCUGUGUAAGUUAAUUCACAUCGUGGUGAACAUCAACCUCUUUGGAAAUGUCUUCUUGAUUGGUCUCAUUGCACUGGACCGCUGCAUUUGUGUCCUGCAUCCAGUCUGGGCCCAGAACCACCGCACCGUGAGUCUGGCCAUGAAGGUGAUCAUCGGACCUUGGAUUCUUGCCCUAGUCCUGACCUUGCCAGUUUUCCUCUUUUUGACUACAGUAACUAUUCCAAAUGGGGACACGUACUGUAUUGCCAACUUUACAUCUUGGGGUGACACCCCUGAGGAGUGGAACAAGGUAGCCAUUACGAUGCUGACAGCCAGAGGGAUUAUCCGGUUUGUCAUUGGCUUUAGCAUGCCAAUGUCCAUUGUUGCCAUCUGCUAUGGGCUUAUUGCAGCCAAGAUCCGCAAAAAGGGCAUGAUUAAAUCCAGCUGUCCCUUACGGGUCCUCACUGCUGUGGUGGCUUCUUUCUUCAUCUGUUGGUUCCCCUUUCACCUGGUUGCCCUUCUGAGCACCGUCUGGCUCAAAGAGAGGUUGUUCGAGGGCAAGUACAAAAUCAUUAAUAUCCUGGUUAACCCAACGACCUCCCUCGCCUUCUUCAACAGCUGCCUCAACCCCAUGCUCUAUGUCUUUGUGGGCCAGGACUUCCGAGAGAGACUAAUCCACUCCCUGCCCACCAGUCUGGAGGGGGCCCUGUCUGAGGACUCAGCCCCAACCAACGACACAGCUGCCAAUUCUGCUUCAUCUCUUGCAGAGACUGAGUUACAGGCAAUGUGAGGAUGGGGUCAGGGUUAUUUUGAGUUUUGUUCAUCCUACCCUAAUGCCAGUUCCAGCUUGAUGUAUCCUUGAGUCAUAUUGAGGCAUUCAAGGAUGCACAGUUCAAGUAUUUAUUCAGGAAAAAUGCUUUUGUGUCCCCAGUUUGGGACUAAGAAAUAGACAGUCAGGCUACUAUAAUAUUAGUGUUAUUUUUGUUUUUUUUUUUUUGACUUCUGCCUAUACCCAGGGGUAAGUGGAGGUGGGAAACAAGAGAAGAGAAAGAGUGGUGGGGAUUUGUAAGACUUAGAUGAGGUAGCGCACAAUAAGGGGAAGACUUUAAGGUACAAAGUAGAAUGUUUGCUGUAGGAUUUUUAUAGCUAUUUUUAAAAAUCAGACUAUGGAAGUUUUCUUCUGUUUUUAGUUUGCUAAGACUUUUCUGUUUCUUUUUCUUACAUCAUGAAUGGACGUUGCAUUUUAUCAAAUGCAUUUUCCACAUGUAUUAAGAUGGUCAUAUUCUUCUUCUUUUAUGUAAAUCAUCAUAAAUAAUGUUCAUUAAGUUCUGAAUGUUAAACUACUCUUGAAUUCCUGGAAUAAACCACACUUAGUCCUGAUAUACUUUAAAUAUUUAUAUCUCACAAGAGUUGGUUAGAAUUUCUGUGUUUAUGUUUAUAUAAAAAUGGACAGCCGGGUGCAGUGGCUCAAGCCUGUAAUCCCAGCACUUUGGGAGGCUGAGGCGGGUGGAUCACCUGAGGUCAGGAGUUCGAGACCAGCCU